Molecule: messenger RNA, 567 nt
Organism: Gaeumannomyces tritici R3-111a-1
Lineage: Eukaryota; Fungi; Ascomycota; Sordariomycetes; Magnaporthales; Magnaporthaceae
Exons: 3
Coding region: 1-567 (188 amino acids)
Source: RefSeq, a predicted model, not a curated record
AUGCAUAACCAGGCGCCCCGCCUCACCCGCCUUUUCCAGAAUUGGCCGGGCUUCAGGCUUGCUUGGCCCACGGACAAGAAAUCCAAGAAGACAUUAAUACGCUCGGAACGCGUCUCGGGGAUGGGCAUGAUGUUGCUCAACCUUCGAGUGGGAAAGCACCGUACAGGGACCCCCUACACACCAGCCGAAGCGAUCCUGAACCUCACACCACAAUUUGCGCCGCCACAGAGGCGAUGCGCGACCAGAAGAAGCACGUUGUCAUACACGCUCGCGGCGUGUGGAUGGCUGGAGAAUUCAUACAAGGAGAGUCCUCACUUGGCGGCGUUCAGCUGGGGGCCCGUUGAGGUCGCCGAAGUCUGUGUGAGGUGCACUGAGGAGGGCAAGCGGUACUUCCGCGACGUUGACAAACAGGAGGUCACCCUGGACGACUCGGCGAUCUUCCUGGCUUUCAGACACCCGAAAACCGGCAAGAUCAUGAAGGCCCUCAUGGAGAGCACGCAAGCAAGCUCCGCACACACCGGCCCGGAGACGUGCAAGACCGGCGCUGAAACGGCCGACGUCGACUGA